Messenger RNA from Liolophura sinensis, 2435 nucleotides. Its product is annotated as E3 ubiquitin ligase Rnf121-like. Gene Ontology annotation, biological process: ERAD pathway. The coding region runs from base 7 to 990 and encodes 327 amino acids. Lineage: Eukaryota; Metazoa; Mollusca; Polyplacophora; Chitonida; Chitonidae. The record is from RefSeq and is a predicted model, not a curated record. The transcript is spliced from 8 exons. Gene Ontology annotation, cellular component: endoplasmic reticulum membrane; Golgi membrane. Gene Ontology annotation, molecular function: metal ion binding; ubiquitin protein ligase activity.
GCUGCGAUGGAGGCACACGGUGGCAGGCACGAUUUCCAUCACGGGAAACCCAUUCCUGACAACGGGUCUAUUGAUUUGUCCAAGUUGUCAGAGAAGGACAGAUGGAGGCUAGAACACCAGCGGUUACAUGAGAAGCACCGCGGCCAUGAGGCCAUGCACGCAGAGAUGAUCCUCAUCCUACUGGCCACUCUGGUUGUUGCACAGAUUGUUCUCGUGCAGUGGAAGCAGAGGCAUUUCAGAUCAUAUCAGAGAGUGACAUUAUUGGGCAUGUGGGUGUGCCCUGUGAUGUUCUGUCUUAAGUUUUACUGGUGGAGGUUUAUCAUUGUCUGGAGCAUAUUCUCAGUCAUCACAGCCUUUGUCAUGUUCAAGGCCACAAGGAAGCCGCUUAGUGGAACCACACCAAGAUUAGUGUACAAGUGGUUCCUGUUAAUUUAUAAGAUAAGUUAUGGGGCAGGCAUUGUGGGAUAUCUCAUUGUCAUGUUCACUUUGUUUGGGCUGAACAUGUUGGUUUUGGUCAAGCCACAAAGCUCUAUGGACUUCGGACUCCUGGUAUUAUUCUAUGGCCUGUACUUUGGUGUUACCAGCAGAGACUUUGCUGAAGUCUGUGCAGAUUCUAUGGCAGCACAUAUAGGAUAUUAUACAACAACUGGUCUGCCAUCCAAGAGGUUAGAAUCUAACAUGUGUGCAGUGUGUGGGAACCAGAUCCUGGUGAUGGAUGAUGAGGAUGCCAUAGUAGAAACCACAUGUAGAUUGCCUUGUAAUCAUCUAUUCCACGAGUUUUGUAUACGAGGCUGGUGCAUUGUGGGUAAGAAGCAGACCUGUCCAUAUUGUAAAGAGAAGGUGGACUUGAAGAGGCUUUUCCCAGGACCAUGGGAACGGCCUCAUGUACUGUACGGAAAUUUACUGGACUGGAUAAGAUACUUAGUGGCCUGGCAGCCUGUGAUCAUCAUGCUAGUUCAGGGUAUAAACUGGACGUUAGGAUUAGAAUAAGGAAAAUCAGUUCACACUGCCUUAUUUAUUUCCCAUAAUUCACAAGUGAGAGAAUUUGUGUGCACCGUUCUGCACAGAGCGGAGUGAUCGUCACAUUGUGGGUGUGAUCGUGGGUAGAUGUUGUGUGAAUGUUGAGCUUGAACUCAGAGGCAUGGGGUGACAGUGUGAUAACGUGUUCUCACAAUGUGUUGUAUUGUAUACAACAAUAUCUUGUAUAUCCAGUAUGUGUAUUGAAGAAGUUAAAUCACUGUCUUGUAUGGAAGGGACACAUUUUGCUCGCUAAAUCAAGCGCUACCAAGCUGUGUAAACUCGGACUGGGGCUACACUGCACUGCUUGUGUCUAACAUCACUGCUUUAGGCACUCACACACAGAAUACAGUGUCACGUCACAAAAAAGGACCAAAGGGUAAAGAACUUGGGACUAUCUAAGUUUGCACUGGGAGAUCUCCACACCACACAGCUCCAAAAGAUGUCACACUCAUUAAUGGAAUACUUUGUAUGGAGAAGACAAUCAGAGAUGUAAGAUGAAAAAGCAAGAAAAUAAGAAGUAAAUGGCAGAAAUAAAGGAGGCAUUUAUCAAUGAUACCUGUAUAUUUUACAACAGAACAUAUGUAAUUUGAUGUGUUCACAAUAUGAUCAAACUGUACACGUGACACGGGCAUGAUCAAUGUUUAUGAUGUUUUUCUUAUAGAUGCAUGUAGAUCAUUAUGAGACAAACUUUACUUUCCUUCAUCUUUUUCUGCUCGUUAGAAGCACAUACGUGAUGCUCUUGGUAAAGGUGUAUUGAUGGUAUUUGAGGCAGAAAGUUCUUUGUCUCCAGACUCGUCACUAAUUGUGUUUCUGUAGAACAAUAUCCUGGUUACCAUGUUUCAUCAUAUAUCAAGAGGAUGUAAAUGCAAACACAGUAUGCACACAGGUGUUAAAAAUUAUGUGUUUGCUAUGUUAACUCUGGAAUGCUAAAAAUUUGAAAAAUACCAGUUCGUACAAGACUGACAAUUUUUUAUUUCAAUCCCCCACUACUGUAUCUUUUCUGAUUUAGUAUUCCAUAGCAACAUGUAACAGAAAAAAAAAAGUAGCUAUGAUGUGAAGAACUUCUUGUAUUUUUAAGUGAUCUAGGUAAUUUUUGGUGUCCUGGGUAUUUUGUGGAUGUUAGGAUGUACUUCUGUGUCUUUGCGUCAAGUGGGGGCCUCCCUGACCGAGUAGGAAGUGCAGCACAAUGACUUGGGAGUGUCUCAUCGAUGUAGUCGCUGUGAGUUCAAGUCCAUGUGUGGGAAAGUUUUCCAGCAACCUGCAGAUGGUCAUGGGUUUCUUCCAGGCUCUCCUUGGUUUCCUCCCACCAUAAUGAUGGUAGCCGUUGCACAAGUGAAAUAUUCCUAAGGAUGGUAUAAAAAACAUGUAUCAGAAAAAUAAAUACAUUCGUGUCAAGUACACGUAUAUGUAGAUUA